GUGUGUGUGUGUAAAGAAUGAAGAGCGGAAGUAGACCGACCAUUUUGAAAUCCUGCACCGCCUGGCGUGAUGGAUAAGGGCCACACGGUGAAGCUCUUUGUGGGGAACUUGGCCCUGGACACCACGCAAGAGGAAUUGUCAGCCAUUUUCGAGGCCUAUGGCCAAGUAGUGAGCUGCAGCGUCCUUCGGCAGUUCGCCUUCGUCCACUUGCAGGGAGAGGGCGCAGCCGAACGCGCCAUACGGGAACUCAAUGGCCGAGAGUUUAAAGGUCGUAACCUGGUGGUGGAGGAGUCGAGGGGACGGCCGCUCCACUCCACCAAGGUGUUUGUGGGUAAUCUGAGUGGCAUGUGUACUACCGAAGACCUGAAGGAACUCUUUCAGACUUUUGGGAAGGUCCUGGAGUGUGACAAGGUUAAAGGCUAUGCCUUUGUGCACAUGGAGAACAAGGAGGAUGCACUACAAGCUAUUGAAGCCUUGCACGGCACCUCAUUUAAGGGGCGUCCACUCUCAGUGGAGUUGUCUAAAGUCCAACCCAGCAAGCAGACGCCAACCGGGAAGAUCCCUUGCGUUAGUUGUGGUAAACAGGGUCACUAUGCUGGCGAGUGUCCCACUGGGAAGCCCGCUCUGGAGCAGUACCAGAGUCAAGCGGCAGUGCUGGCAGCUGCUGCCGCUGCUGCUGCAGGACUUCCACUUCAGGUACAACAGAGUGUCCACAACUCAGUCUACAAUACCACAACCUUCGACCCCACCUAUGCUGCUUUGACUGGCCUGACUGCUGCUGGAGCGAGAGCGGAAGGAGCAGCCGCGGUUGCACCUGCUGUAUACGGAGCACUAGCUAAUCAAGUUUACGGAACAGUCGCUAACCAGCUCUAUGGAGGCACAAUGGCUAAUCAAGCGCUUAACACUGGGGCUUCCGCAGCUGCCGCACAGGUCUAUGGCUCUCUAAACCCUGCUCUUUAUGGCCAGGUGACAAGCGGAAGUGUUGCAGCUGCCGCCGCUGCUGCCGCUGCCUACGGGCCACAGGUUUACACACCUGCCGUGGCCAACCCUGUGUUUUUAGCUGCAGCACCUAGCAUGGAAGUACCUGCAGCUGCUGCUGCCGCUGCUGUUAACCCAGCCUACACGGUAGCUUCAGCCAUCUACACCGCUAACCCAGCUUACAGCGCCUUGGGAGCGGCUGACCCGACAGCCAUUUUUGAAGCAGCAAGGGCUCAGUACUUUGCACAGGGACAGCAGGUGCUAGCAGAGCAGCAACAAGCGUCUACAAAAUCUGGGGAAAGGGACAGGAGCCCGCUCAGACGAUCAGCACCUUUAUUACCUGACCCAGUUAUGAAGCCCUUUAUGUACCAGAGGGGAAAGCGCAGAGCAUUACUGCCUACUCCUGCAGGCCGGGAAGAGGCCGCCGCUCAGGAAGAGGAUCCUGUUGCCAGGUACUAUGCAGAGUACUAUCAGCAGUACCAGCAGCUCGCCCAGUACCCACAGUACCCCACAGUUCAUUAUCCAGCCCCGAGCCCACUGGCGGCAGUGUCUGCCAUCCCCACGCUGUCUGCCGUUCCUGCUGCGCUCGACCCGCUCAGGCCAGUGCUGCCCGCCGCUCCCGUGCCUGCCGCUGCCGCCAUCGCCGUGGCAACAUCCCGCGUGUAUGAGCCGCCGCCGAUUCCGCCGUCGCGCAAGGAGCCCAUCCUGCGCCGCUCCGAACUCGCCCUGCACCCUCCCGAAACGCCCUUCCGAUAGUGUGCACUUCCUCCCACUGUCCCCCCCUUCUGUCCUCGCGCCAUGUCUCUGACUGUGUGUGUGUGUGUGUGUGUGUGUGUGUGUGUGUGUGCGCGCACAGAGUAUGUCUGUGGUUUCUGUAAGUGGGGGAGAAGUCUCUGUGUGUGUGUGUGUCUGGGUGCCUUGGCUUUUAAAGACUGGAAUAUCUGACCUUGGUCCUGAUCACACACCCGGUGUAGCGAGUCAGGGUUAGGAAAGGGAAAGUGCACACUUUUAUUCAAACACAACCAACAUUUUAAAAUCUCAAACCUUAAACCUGUAGACAGCUUUAAGGUGUAGGCUAAACCAUUAGCCAUGUGAUGUUUCAUGAGUGUGAUUUUUACAUUUUUUUUAUAUAUAUAAAAUAGCCUAUGAAUGAUACUGUACUUGAGAUUUUUAAGAUCUGCUUGAAAUAAUUAGAGGACUAUAAACCAGUUUAUGUCUAUGUCUGUACAUAAAUAUAUAAACACAUAUUAAUUAGAUGUCAGUACAUUUUAAUGAAUGUAUGUUUACUCCCCGAGGUGUGUGAAGUCCAGGACCAGGGUUUGGCAUUGUACUUGUGUGUGUGUGUGUGUGUGUGUGUGUGUGUGUGUUUGUCCUUUGUGUCUUUUGAGACAGUGUAUGUGUGUUGAUGUCAGUUGCGUUGGUUGCAAUGACCGAAUGACAGGCACACACAUGGAUCAACACACAUGCAUUUAGGGAAACUGCCUUGAUCUUUUACCACAAUACAUACACACGGCCUUCACAUCCUGAGAGAAAAUAAAAACAAGUAAACGAUCAGUGAUGACGUGCAUCACUCCUCCCCAUCCCACGUCACCCAUCCUGAAAGCUGAAAGACACUGUGAAUCCUCUCUACUUUUAUUUGUGUUAAUGUAGCUACACCAAUCAGUACGGUGAAAAACAGGGAAUAACCGAAUUUGGGAACGAGAACAUGGCUAGAUGUGCCAUUAGCUGGGAUCGGUCCUUCAGCUUGUUUAGGCUAAUUGGACCUUCGUUCAUUAACUUAACUGCCAUUUUGCAUAGGUGAGGCAUUUUGGAAGUAUCUUAUGGAUGAUUAUCCUGCUUUUUUAUGAAAUGUACUAAAUGGGACUCAAGCAUCUUUUUAAAAAAAAAAAAAAAAAAAAAAAAAAGUCUCCAUAAUCUUUGUUUACAGCCAUGAAUGAGAAGUAGCUUUUUACCGAAUGAACAUGUUUAUAGCCAAAAUCUUUUUUUUUUUUUCUUUUUUCUUUUUAACUCAGUGGCUUAUUAUUCUUAUGCCUUACUAGAGAAAUGUAUAAAAGUGUGCUAUUUUUUUGAUUGUAGUCUUAAAAUGUGAAUCUAGAUGGAACCCAGCACAAACAGAGUGCUCUAUGUGGUGUGGGAUUAAAAGAAAUGGGAGAUCAGUUUCUUUCAGUCUUCUUUCCCAUUUGCUGUACAAUAUCACUAGACUGCCCCUCAUCCAUCCUCCAUCUCUCUCCAUCUUUCUUUGCAUCUGUCUUUAACUGUGUGCCAUCGUCAUCUACCUUACACGUACCUACACAAUGAAGAGACCAGUGUUAAUGGGAAUGUCUGAGAAAAUGUCUUCAUUUGUGUAGUUUGUAUGUACAAAUACUAUGGAAUACUAAGGGUCUAUGCAUGGGCUUUUAGAAAAAUAAAUAAAUAUAUAUAUAGUGUAACCAAGUAUAAAAUAAAAAUGUUUGAUCCUUAUGAAAGUAAAGGGAGAAAAGUUUUUGGGUUUUGUUUGACUAUUUUUUUCUUUUUGUUGAUGUUUCAUAAUUGUUUUUCUUCUGUGAAACGACCAGACUCAAAUGAAUGGGAGCCUUGAGAGGAAGUGAAAGGACUAGAGACUGCCCCCUGUCCCUCUCGGUUUCUGUGGAUGGGGUAAGUUGGGGGUGACCCUCGCUCUGUCCCCUUAGCUUUACCAGCCCCAAAGGAGCUGCACUACACAAUGCUGCACCCUUUGAGUAAAUAACUACCCAACGCCACCCUCCUAAAACCUCCACAAUGCGAGUUUGCUACACUGGCCAAUGUUUAGUUGCUUUUUGGGAGAACAGCACUGGUUUGGAGAUGUGGUGAAGCUUUGUGUGUACCACUUAAAUAUUGUGCAAUGGCUCUCAGGGACCUUGUACCUGACAGGGUACUCGAGAGGGUCUUGAGAGUCGUUCAGCUGACGCUUUGGUUUCUGUGAUGUAUUGGAUGUUGUGCAUGUUAUAUUUUGCUUUUUUUUCCUGCAAAUUCCAAAUCCCAAAAACGAAACUUUCUGACUCCACUGUCCCGACUGAACUAGGUCCCCCAAAGGAACUGUGGACGCCGUUGGUGGGGUGAGGACAGUUAGCAUCUCGCAGUGUACAGGAACUCUCUCGGUCUUCAUGCAGGUAAAAAGCACUGUGCUUCGCCCCACCCCCUUCCUCUCGUCCACCUGAUAGCGCCUGCGCCUGUACCGAACACCUGCUCUUCUUCCCCACUACCCCACCUCCCCCUCUAGUCUCCACUCCUCUGUCAGCAUCACCACAGCCAAUGGGAAUCCUCCAUGGGCCCGAGUUUUGCCACAAUAUUUUGCUGAAAGAAAACACUGACAGGUUUUGCUUCGCAGCUUGAGUGACAGCAGGGGCUAACAGUUUGCUGCUGCUUCUGUUGGGCUGAUAUUCAUGUUGCUGCGAGUGAAGGGUGAAUGUGGUAGCGUGAUGAAGACUGGGUGAAUGUUGGCGUUUCUAGCUGACGAGUAAGUGUGUGUUUGUGUGAGAAGUGGUGGAGUGACUGGUUGCUAUAGUGAAGAGUGCUUGGGUGUUGGUCUGUUCAGCAUCUCAAGGCUUGGCAGAUGUGGACUUUGCACAAGAGUCCCACUUAGUAUAUCGCCGAUCUCGCUUGUCCCCCCAAUUCUUCCUUUACACCCUCCCUUUUUUUUCCACCCGGCCCCCCUUCCUACCCCCAGACCUUCCUGGAGUUUGUCCGCCGUACACACACAGCUUGCCGCCGUCCUCGUCGCCUUCCAAAACCCGGCUCUCAAGUUUGUUCGGUGUUACGCACUUGCUGCCUAACCGCCUGAACACACCCCUGAAACUACCCCUUUGCUGGACAUUCUCUGUCAGGCAAUUAAACUGAUAGUUCACCCCAAAGCAACAUCAGACUCUGUAACUAGAGCUUCAGACAAAAACAAUAUAAGGUUUUGCCCUCCCUUUAAGAGAUCACAAGUUUGAUCCCCCAGCCUUCCAUGGCCAGAGGUUAGAACUGCUGCAGGAUUUCAGUCCAGUCAAAUAGGAGCCACACCUGAUAGUUGGCUCUAGACAAAAAUCAGGUGAUCCUCUGGAUCACCUCUGGCUUCUGCUUGUUAGGAAUGAAAACCCUGCAGACACACCAUCUCUAGACUGGACACCCCCUGCUUUAAGGGGACAAAACUUCAAUUUGGACCAUUCCUCUGCAAGUGUACCAUGUUCAUCAGAGCAACCGGAGCCAUAUCAUGGGCUAAAUGUUUGUUAGGUCAUGGAUAUAGGGAGCUCUUCAAUGCGAGUUCUGCAUUUUUAUGCUCCAUAAGCAGGAGCUUCAUGUGUCUCACAAUACCUAUAUUUUUUUUUGUCUAGAGCUCUAAUUCCUGAUUCUGAGAUUUUUGGGUGGAAAAUCACUUUAACGCCCUCCUGUAGGGCUCUUGGUUUAAAUCCUCUAAUUACACAUUGACAGUUGAAAGCCACCCUUCACCCCUAGAGGGGGUUUUAGUGUCAGAUUUUGUUCCAGAAGACCUAAUCCAAUCCAGUAGACAUGAAUUAGGUAAGUCAGGUCUCCCUUUUAUGGGUAAAACUGGAACAAAAGACACUUCCUGUAGAUCAGCUCUCCCCUCCCCCCUCAAGGUGUCAUUAACUGUCUUCAAGUAAUGUCCAUCCAAAGUAUACACCAGAUGUUGAGAUGAUUGACGUGCACAUAUAAAGGACGUGAGUAGGACGUCUGGUGAAUACUGACUUGAAGAUUAGUGUAUUUGGUUGACACAGAUGUCAUUUGUGUGAGGGUGUGCCUACCUCAAACCCAGUUCCUCUAAACUCCUUCGAAGUGUUGUAACUUUGUGCAUCGAGUUUUGUUUGCGUUUUCAGCUGACACUGAGGAGGACAUCUCAAAAUACAAACACUGAUCUUUUUGACCAGACUCUGACCCUGUCUAUUAUAGUGUUUCAUAGAACUCUUAGAAAAAUGGGUUUCUCAAGGGUUCUUUGCAUGGUUAAGGGUACUAAUGGAACAGGUCCUCUGAUGUUCUACAAGGGGUAAUCUGUCACCUGAAACAUCUUGCAUGCACAAAUCCUGGGUUUCUUGGGUCUUUACAUUAUUGCGAGGUGAUUUUGGUAAGUUCCUGUUUUACAUGAAUUUCGUGUAAAUGACCACUUUCCCAAUCCGUCUGCUGGAUGAUGACAACAAUGUCGGGAAUUCCCAUCUGACUACUCUUAUUGUCGACUGCCUCAUACCAGCUAUACGCCAGUCUAGGACCACAUAUGAAAGAGGCUCAUUGACUAUUGUUUUUUUUUCUUUUCUUUUUAAUAUUUAGCACAGUUCUUGAGGGGGGCAUUAAAGCAGAAAAUUUAGCAAUAAAACAAACCAGAGUGAGAACCAACUAGGAACACCUUCAUGUGGAAAGAAAAAACCUACACAAACCAUCUGUAGGUCCAGUUCCAUUUUUGGGUUGUGAUGAUCUCAUGGUCAUGCAUUCAACACACAUUCUUGUGCUGUGUCAUGGCAUUUGGAACUGCUGAGUUGGUGGGAAAACCAGCCCUGCUUCUCCCUGCCACUUGAGAAAGGACAUACAGGCGAUUCAUCCACUUUUAAACAGGGCUAGAUCAGGGGCACUCAACCGUGGUUUGUAAUCAUCCAUUACAUAAAAUUCCUUGAAUACAAAGGUCAGGAUAAGCAACCGACAUGACUGAUAUGUGACACCAGUUACCUUUUAAUGCUUAACUAUUAGUCCAUAUUUGAUGGCUAUAAAUAAACUGUAUUUGAAGUUGUUUUGGUACUGGCACAUCAUUUUUAAUUAUGUUUUUAAGAUUCUUGGUCCUGUGAUAUACUUCAACAUCCAGACCGCAGUGUGCCAGUUGAUGACCCCUGAACUAACACGGAUUUGGUUUGUUCCACUUUUUAUAGUUUCAUACAUGAUUCUAUACACAUGGGUUUACCCUUUUUUACAAAACAUUUCAAGUACAAACCCUUAAGAAACCAAGCCUUAUCUCAUCUUAUCUAAAGAACCCAUUGAGAAACCCAUUUCCCCAUAAGAGAGCGCAAAGAAGAAAAUAAAGGUGAGUAUUCUGUGGCGUAUGAUGGAAUAUCUCGCACAAUACAAUAUCUCGCUCGGCAUGAUGGGAGAUCUGUGCUUACCGGAGAAGACCGAAACAUUUCUAUGGAGCGCUCUUAGAAAAAGUGGAUCUUUAGUGUGUGAACACUGACCUCUGACGGCAAUCUUCAUGUCUCCUACACAUGACACCAGAAGCGCUUUCCUCACCUUCAUGUUCCCUAACAGCUUAAUCGGCUGUCCCCUACUUUUCUCCUUUUACUCUUGGUGUGCACAUAAUCACACUGCCUGUGGUAGCAUUUUCUUCAGCCAUUGCUAUAACUAAAAAGUUAUCUACCUAGUUUUGUAGCUUUUUGUAUAUUUCUUUCCCUACCAAUUUCAUCAUCUUUUCCAUUUUUUUUUUGUGACAUUUAACAGCAGUUUUUGUCGCAGGGGUUAGGAUGUGUAUUUGCCCAAAAAUGAUAGCGGCUUUGGAGAUGGUGGGUUGAAUGCAUGCUCUAUAAUAAUGUUAACUGCACAAACGUAUUGACUGGAUAAAUGUAAUUACUGUUCAUCAGCUUAUGCAUGCACACAAUUUGUUGUCGCAUGCAAACCUAUAAUAAACUAGUCCUAUAUGAGCA
Hemibagrus wyckioides is the source of this 7610-nucleotide messenger RNA. RefSeq names its product RNA binding motif protein 14b (gene rbm14b). The transcript is spliced from 4 exons. Gene Ontology annotation, molecular function: zinc ion binding; mRNA binding. Bases 70 to 1734 code for a protein of 554 amino acids. Lineage: Eukaryota; Metazoa; Chordata; Actinopteri; Siluriformes; Bagridae. The record is from RefSeq and is a predicted model, not a curated record. Gene Ontology annotation, cellular component: cytosol.